AUGGCAAAGAGGCAGGCAGUAGAGGCACUCGAUAGAACAAUGCAAGACAUCACUGGGGUGAGACUUCCAUUUGUUGGGAAAAUAAUGAUUAUGGGAGGUGAUUUUAGACAGGUAUUGCCAGUAAUGAGACAUGGCACUCGAGCACAGAUCGUAGAUUCAAGCUUACGGAUGUCACCUAUUUGGUCUUCGAUUAAAAAGUUGCGGUUAACGAUCAAUAUGAGAGCACUUACUGAUCCAUGGUUUUCGGAUUUUCUGUUACGUGUCGGUGAUGGAGAUGAAGAAUCAGUAGACGGAAACUUUAUUCGCAUACCUGAUGACAUGGCCAUUCCUUACACAAAUAAAAAUGAAUCGAAGGAUGCUUUGAUUGAUGCAAUCUUUCCUUCUCUUCAAACAUGCGAGACUGCUUCAAAUUAUAUCAUUUCGAGGGCGAUACUAACAACAAAAAAUGAGCAUGUCGACGAGAUUAAUGAUCAGUUGAUUGAAAGAUUCUGUGGAGAGGAAUAA
Messenger RNA from Cynara cardunculus var. scolymus (artichoke), 504 nucleotides. RefSeq lists its product as uncharacterized. The transcript has a single exon. NCBI's taxonomy places the organism in Eukaryota, Viridiplantae, Streptophyta, Magnoliopsida, Asterales, Asteraceae. The coding region runs from base 1 to 504 and encodes 167 amino acids. Gene Ontology annotation, molecular function: DNA helicase activity. The record is from RefSeq and is a predicted model, not a curated record. Gene Ontology annotation, biological process: telomere maintenance; DNA repair.